GAAUGAGAACAUUUUUAUUCUGCAAGUGGACAAAGAUUGGCAAGUGAGGGAGGUGGUGGGGGGAGCAGUUCUCCCGCAUAGAAUUGCAAUGGAAAAAAAUCAGAACGCAGAGCAGCAGAUCAGAUCCUCAGCUUCCAGCCUCCCUCGCAUCUGAGCUCCACGGCAUCACUUCCUAAUGCAGCCACAAGGCAGCUCUAAAAAUAGAAAAAUCCUAAUAAGACACACAAAAGGCAGGAAUUAAGAUGGAAAACAUAUCCCUGAAUUUUUUCUCCAACUUGUCGAGGAGGUCAGAGUGGCUGAAUGGAUCGAUGCCUCAGAUCAUUCCCAACUUUUAUCUGGCUUUGCCCAUCAUCUAUUCUAUCAUCUGUGCUGUUGGACUGACAGGAAACACAGCUGUUAUUUAUGUUAUUCUCAAGGCACCAAAAAUGAAGUCGGUCACCAACAUUUUCAUCUUGAACUUGGCUAUCGCCGAUGAACUCUUCACACUGGUGCUGCCCAUUAACAUAGUCGAUUAUCUGUUACUACAGUGGCCCUUUGGUGAGUUUAUGUGCAAGCUUAUUAUAUCCAUUGAUGAGUACAAUACCUUUUCCAGCCUAUACUUUUUAACGGUCAUGAGCAUUGACCGAUAUCUAGUGGUUGUAGCAACUGUAGAGUCUAAAAAGUUGUCUUACCGCACCUACAGGGCUGCGAAAAUUGUAAGUCUCUGCAUAUGGAUUUUCGUUACUAUCAUAAUAUUGCCUUUUGUUAUCUUUGCCAAGAUUCACAAGGAGCAUGGCCGCUUGCAGUGUCUUUUUGUAUUUCCCAAUCCAGAGAGCCUGUGGUGGCAAAUGAGCCGAAUCUACACUCUUAUCAUGGGCUUUGCAAUCCCUGUGUCCACCAUCUGCAUUCUGUAUACCAUGAUGCUUUACAAAUUAAGAAAAAUGCGCUUAAACACAAAUGCAAAAGCCUUAGAUAAAGCCAAGAAGAAAGUGACUUUCAUGGUUGUGGUCAUCCUUGCAGUGUGUCUCUUCUGCUGGACUCCGUACCAUCUCAGCACGGUGGUGGCCCUAACUACCGAUAUCCCACAGACUCCAGCAGUACUUGGAAUAUCCUUGUUCAUAACAAGCUUGAGUUAUGCAAACAGCUGUCUCAACCCCUUCCUCUAUGCCUUUUUAGAUGAUAGUUUUAGGAAAAGCUUUAGAAAAUUGUUAGAAUGCAGAUCAUCAUGAUGAGCAAUUACAUCAAAUUAGGGUUUCCAAAUAUAUAUAGUAAUGUGAGGGUAUUGUCUUGCUCCUAUUCUUUGGGGUCAAGGUUUAGAGCAGCAAAGUUGCCGGCCCCUUUAUUUAACUCCUUAAUUGCUGUUGACAAGUCGGGCUUGUCUUCUGAGCAUUGGGUUGACAAAAACACCAUGAACAACCAUACCUGGGAUAUACAGGAGCCUCUGAAGAAUAUAGAUAUAUUAUUCUUGUGUAUGCAGAUAUGACGCCUCCUUGCAAUUAUAUUGUAUGCAUUUGCACAGGAUAGGCUGCAAUUCUUAUACCUAUCCAAUUCUGCUUGUGAUUUUGGUUUUAAGGAAAUAAAGAUGCUAUAGCAUCACUCGCUUAUGGGGUAAUAGGGCUUUUAUAACUACUGCACACAAUUUUUAUUGUAUUGUUGCAUCUUAAUUCACAUAUAUAUAUAUAUAUAUAUAAAUACAUAUAUUAUUAGUUCAAAUGUUGAGCAACAAUAUCUGGAGACAAUGAAAACAUGGAUGUGGCUAGCAAUGAAGAGGACUUUGGAAUACCAAAUUAAAUGUUUUUGAGUGCCUUGCUUUAUUCAGAUGCAGUAUGUUUCAGAUAACUGUAUGCUUCGAAAUAAAAACUGAUCAUUUACCCAAAA
Molecule: messenger RNA, 1857 nt
Organism: Xenopus laevis (African clawed frog)
Lineage: Eukaryota; Metazoa; Chordata; Amphibia; Anura; Pipidae
Gene: npbwr2.L
Product: neuropeptides B/W receptor type 1
Exons: 2
Coding region: 243-1208 (321 amino acids)
Source: RefSeq, a predicted model, not a curated record